AUGGCACAUUUGUUACAGAGAUUUUCCACGUUCACGGUAGUCACGCUCAGCUUAUUUGUCGGGACAGUUAUCUUAGUAUGUAAGCACGGAUCGUCAUGGCACAUAGCAGGGGCGCGCGUAGCGAGAGCUGCCUACCGCGCCUUCUCCUCUGAGCGGCUUGAUUGCUGGUUAGCAAUACACGUGGGACUGGGACAUGUUAACGUCACGCUCACAGCGCUGUCUUGGGGAAACACAACCAUAGGUGACCCUGGUGUUGACUACAAUGAGCAGUUCCGAUGGGAAGAAGCCGGUGCAAUACAGGAGUGGUAUCGCGCAGGGCUUACCCGUGGCCUUCCAUACCCAGUGCUAUCGGUAGCAGAGCACUUUGCUGUUCAGCAUGAAGGCUUCGAGUGGGGAGCUAAGUACCGCGCAGCCGGAUACACUACGUCAACAUUGCUCUGGACAGCAUUAGCACUAUGGCUUCUAAUGAAUCUGCUCCUAGUGGUUGUCCCUCGCUAUGGUGCAUACGCAAUGGCGAUCCUCGGUGUGACAUUGUGCGCUGCUGCGGGCGGCUACUGGGCCUCUCUGCCAAACGCUCCCUUAGUAGUCAGAUUAGACGGAGCGAUGCUGUUCUUCUCGCUCGGCUGGUGCUUCUGGCUAGUCCUAAUAGCAGGUAGCGCUUGUGUACUAGUUGGGAUGGUGAUAGCGAUGCUGGAUCUAAUAUGGCCGCAUCGUUUCUCGACUGUUCUGGAGGUGGACUAUGACACUCCUUACGACAGGCACGUGCUGAUUGUCGACAGCCGACAACGAGCGAGACCUCAAACUCAAGCUUCGUUGCCUACUAGAAUUUUAAGAAGAUUGUCGUCAAAGACCCGUGAAAACGAAGCACAAGCCAGUUUGUCGGUUGUAAAUGAACGGGGUCGGGACAACCCUGCUUUUAGACAUGAACAGCGGAAACCUAACUCUCCGUGGAGGUACCCGCUCUUUAGGCGACAGAUAGACAGAGCGGACUCAGCAUCGAGUCUCGGUUCUAGUGUAAACGGGAACAGUUCCGGAAUAAAAAUGUCACCGCUCGCGAGCGAUCACCCCGCGCCAUCAGCCGCCAUCCCUCCACAUAGGUUCCGCCCGCAAAUUCCGGCGGCGGAGCGAGUGAAAGACAUGUGGUGAUUAACAAUCGGCACUAGGAUUAAUUACAUAUUUUAAAACUCUCUGAUAAUCGUGUAAAAAUAUUUUUUGAUGUUUUAGUAAGCACGUGAAUAACACGGACCAGACACAGAUUUACCAAAAUGCUAAAAAAACUUUCAUAUCGGUCGAAGCAAUGGCUUUCCAAUCGAAACAAUAGUUUCGCAACAUCGUUCCUUCAGUU
Molecule: messenger RNA, 1345 nt
Organism: Bombyx mandarina (wild silkworm)
Lineage: Eukaryota; Metazoa; Arthropoda; Insecta; Lepidoptera; Bombycidae
Gene: mol
Product: dual oxidase maturation factor 1 mol
Biological process (GO): protein transport
Cellular component (GO): endoplasmic reticulum membrane
Source: RefSeq, a predicted model, not a curated record